Molecule: messenger RNA, 1146 nt
Organism: Owenia fusiformis
Lineage: Eukaryota; Metazoa; Annelida; Polychaeta; Sabellida; Oweniidae
Source: the annotation of a GenBank genome assembly
AUGCAGUGCUCCAUAGCAUACGGUUGUGCAAUUCUUUGCCUCAGCUGUUUAAUUGCAGUUGAAUCUAAAAGGAAGAAGCCUAGUGGUGGCGGUGGCCAGGGUACUGGACAAGGAGUCACUCGAGCUGAAUUUGGGGAGCUGAAAGAAGCAAUACAACUCUUGAUUGAAAGCAGCGAUGCCUUGAAAACGGAACUGAAAGAAGAUUCUGCAAGCAUAAGAGAUGAGGUGUCAAAUCUGAGGGAUGACGUGUCUAAUCUAAGAGAUGGUGAAUCUGAAAAUAUUGCUAGUAUCAGAGAAGAGUUGUCCGAUGUCCGUGACAAUCUUGUCGAACUGAAAGAAUCGAUGGCAGAAAUGAAGAGCGAAAUAUCAAAUGACAACACUGAGAAAGCUGAUACUGAAACGAAGACUAAUGUACCACUGUUUGACUCAGAAGUUUGCAACAAGUCCUCCACAAUGUUCCAAGAAAUUAAAGAUCAGCUGAAAGGUUGCCAAAAAGAUGCGUUAACAACCGAAAGUCGUUUCAAUGUUCCCGCCAGUUCUGAAGUUUGUAACAAAUCAUCAAGGAUGUUUGAAGCCAUUAAAGAACAACUAAAUAACUUCCGAUGCCCGGAAACCACGGAGAAUAAUGAAGCAAAUGGAAAAUUCAACGAGUCCACAUCGGGGACAGAAUCGUUGAAGGAAGAUCUUGAAAUGAUGAUUCGGGAACAAAUGAAGAAACUAGUAGAGACGUGCAGGAUAGGAUCAGAUGAUCAAACAUAUUCAGGAAUGGACAACAUUGUAGCUGUGUUGCAACAGAAGAGGUACAAGGCAAGGUUUGACCUGACAACAUGGGAGAAUGAGACACGAUACGCUGAAUAUAGAACAUUUGACAUUAAUGAUGAAAAGGACAAAUACCGGUUGAAUAUUUAUGGCUAUAGUGGAACAGCAGGUGAUUCAAUGAAAGGUGCCAAUCAUGACCAAUUCUCAACCAAGGAUUCUGAUAACGAUGUUGACAAUAGACAUUGCGCUGUGGUUUAUCAAGGGCCUUAUUGGUAUGGAAGUGGUUGUGGUGGUGCAUUUGGAUCUGUUUUUGGUGCCCAUAUCGACCCCUUCCAACUUAGAGCCUGUCUCAAUGGUACUUGUGCUAAGUUUGGUGACCAUAGUUGA